Messenger RNA from Acanthosepion pharaonis, 861 nucleotides. Lineage: Eukaryota; Metazoa; Mollusca; Cephalopoda; Sepiida; Sepiidae. The record is from the annotation of a GenBank genome assembly.
AUGCUGUUUAAUGUUGUUUGGUUGCAAGUAAAACGUCGUCCAAGUGGAGCUUAUGUUGUUCAAGGAGAUCAUGACAUUGAUCGAGGUUGGAUGAAGGAAGUGACCAAAGGACGCAAUACAAAAAUAUUUCCUCGGAUGCUUUUUGAUGGUUGGUCAGGUGAAGAUUACUUGCAUCUUUUCUCAAGUGAAGAUGAAAUAGAAGACUGUGUGGAAACCAUUUUGAAAUUUAUCAAGUCUCAGCAUUUCCAGGGAAUUGUGCUGGAGAUUUGGUCUCAACUUGGUGGGCAUCGAAAAACAGAUUUGAUUCAUUUUUUGACUCACAUGGGACAGAUGUUCAGAGAAGAAGGACGUUUCCUUAUACUUGUUAUUCCUCCAUCAGCAGAAUCUGGGGCUGAUGGAAUGUUCAACAAAGAGGAUUUUAAUGCUCUCUCACCUCACAUUGAUAGAUUCAGUUUAAUGACUUAUGAUUAUUCAAGUCCAUCCAGACCUGGACCCAACAGUCCUUUGGCAUGGAUGAAGGCAUGUGUAGAAAAUCUUGUUCCAGAAUCAAACUCUACAUUAAGGAAAAAAAUUCUUUUAGGAUUCAAUUUUUAUGGUUAUGAUUUUGUUCCUGGUUCUGGAGAACCUGUCAUUGGUCACAAAUUUAUUGAAAUUUUAAAGAAACACAAACCUGACAUCAGGUGGGAUCAAAACAGUGCUGAACACACAAUUCAAUACAAAACUGGGAUUGGUCAUCACAUCAUUUAUUAUCCAUCACUUUUAUCAAUAGAAACCCGAUUGGAACUUGCCAAAUAUUUGAAAACUGGAAUAUCAAUUUGGGAAAUAGGUCAAGCACUUGAUUACUUCUACGAUUUGUUAUAG